AUGGCCAAGGAAGCUUCUCUGUGCCUCUUGUUUCUCUCCUUUCUCAUUAUCUCCUGUUCUGGAUCUCUUGUGGGUAUUUCCUUCCGCGAGAGGGGAGACCCUUCGAAAUUUGCUACAACCAUAUCAUUCCUCCAGCAAAAAAACGUUUCCUCGUCUCAGAUUCGACUUUUUGUUACAGAUCAUAGGAUUUUGAGCACUCUCAGCAACUCCAUCGUGCCAACUGAUUUGUACUUGAACAAAAGUCAAGUUCAGAGUUUCAUUACUUCAAAGCCCUCUGACCUAAAAGCUCGUCUACUUAACCUUCUCCCUCACUCAAACAUCAAAAGCAUCAUUGCUAGCUGCGGCAGUGAGUGCUUAGCACAAAAUGAGAUGCCUUUGUUCUUGCAUGCUCUGAAAUCAGUUGGUUCAGUGCUCAGGGAGCUUCACAUAGCGAGGGAGGUAAAAAUCUCAGUAGCAUUUUCACUUUCAUUCUUAGAAAAGUUGAAAGCACCGCAUGAAAACAGUAUUCGUAAGAUUCUUUCAUUUAUAAGGGAAAUGAAAUCCUUUGUCAUGGUAGAAGACAGCAUUGAUGGAGAAUUAAGCAUGGAGAGUCACUCUGUUCAUGCUAUAAUCAAACGAGCCACUCUUGCUGCUUCGAUUCUUCCUUGCAAAGAUGUUCCUAUUGUUUUAACAAUCAAGAGCGCAGUUGUCCCCACUUCAAUGGAGUUAGCUCAAUUUAGUGAGAGGGUAUCCAAAUAUCUAGAAGCAAAGACUCAUAUUACAAAAAGAAUAGCUGCAUUAUAUGCAGAGGUGCAUUCAACAGAAGAUUUUGGAAGUAAAGGAUUUAAAAGGGAAGAGGAAAAACUGUUUCCUGUGUCCCGCAGAGAGAUGCUUAGUAAAUCCCAUAAAAGGAGAAGUCUAGAUGAUACAACAAGCCCAACAAACACAGUUUUCCCAACAAAUCCAGCAUCAUCCAUACCAAUCAUCACGCCCCCAGAUACACCAACCAUCAUCACAGUUCCUGCCACAAAUCCUGUCACAAUUUCCCCUUCCAAUCCUGCUGGAAUGCCUGUGACAGUUCCUUCUACCACGCCUGUACCUUUUCCGCCCACAAAUCCAGCCAAUACACCAGUACCAGUGAGCAAUCCAGCUACAACAACACCUGUAGGGAUACCACCCCCAAUAAACAACCCUGUGACAUCUUAUCCACCUCCAUCAGGAAAUGUUCCUGUCACAAAUCCCCAACCUCAACCACCUCCUGCAAACACUAAUGCUCCUGCCAUUCAGGGGCAGAGUUGGUGUGUGGCAAAGCAAGUAGCUCCUGAAGCUUCUCUUCAAGCUGCACUAGAUUAUGCUUGUGGAAUGGGUGGGUCAGAUUGUUCUCAAAUUCAGCAGGGUGGGAAUUGUUACAGUCCAGUUACUUUGCAGAACCAUGCUUCUUUUGCCUUCAACAGCUACUACCAAAAGAAUCCAGCUCCAACAAGCUGCGACUUUGGAGGGACUGCCACCUUAGUUAACACAAAUCCAAGCUCGGGUUCAUGCAUUUUCUCCUCCUCAUCAUCAACAACAACGCCAAAGUCAUCAUCCCCAACACCACCUACACAAUCAAGUCCAACACUACCACCACCAAGUCCAGUAACACCUGUAUCAUUAAUUCCAACAGCACCACCAACAACACCAGUAACUGGUCCUUUUGGAUAUGGUACACCACCUUCAGUGUUAAAUUCAAGCAACCCCGCGUCAGGUACAAUGCCAGAUUUUGGGUCUGAAAGUCCUCCUGUUGUAAAUACAACGUCAACCUCUCAUUCUCGGAGUUUGAGACCUUCUGUUGCCUGCAUUGUUCUGAUGGUAUCAUUUGUCACUACGAGACUCAGUAUGCACCCAUAG
Sphenostylis stenocarpa is the source of this 1866-nucleotide messenger RNA. NCBI's taxonomy places the organism in Eukaryota, Viridiplantae, Streptophyta, Magnoliopsida, Fabales, Fabaceae. The record is from the annotation of a GenBank genome assembly.